AGACUUGUAGAGUACUGCUAUUGAAGAAGCAGCAAAACCCAGGAGCCAGAGGGGGAAGCAAAUUGGCUUCUACCUAGUCUGGACCUCAUUUGCAUGCUCCAUACUGGCGUUAAAAACUCUAGCACAACAAAAGGGCUAUACGUACAUUUAUAUAUACAGAGGUAGAUAUCAAGGCUGCAAUAGGGGAAUCUGAAGAAUUUGCUGCGGAAGAGACUGCCUCGAGCAACUUUCAGAUGGGUAAAGCUUCACCGAAUGGCUUGUCUCUUAACGGGGUUGAUCACGUUAAGACGGUCAGCAAUGAAGGGGAAUUUGACCCGAGGGCCCCUCCUCCGUUUAAGAUAGCCGAGAUUCGAGCUGCCAUUCCCAAGCACUGUUGGGUGAAGGACCCAUGGAAGUCUCUGAGUUAUGUGAUUUGGGAUGUCCUUGUUGUUUUCGGACUUGCAGUUGUUGCAAUUUACUUCAACAAUUGGGCUGGUUGGCCACUUUACUGGGCUGCACAGGGGACCAUGUUUUGGGCACUAUUUGUGCUUGGUCAUGAUUGCGGCCACGGAAGCUUUUCCGACAGUCCCUUGCUGAACUGUGUCGUUGGGCAUCUCCUGCAUUCUUCAAUUCUCGUACCUUACCAUGGAUGGAGAAUUAGCCACAGAAGGCACCAUCAGAACCAUGGAAAUGUUGAACAUGAUGAAGCAUGGGCACCGAUUACCGAGGGUAGAUACAAGUCUUUGGAUAUUAAAGUCAAAAUUCUCAGAUUUAAAAUGCCUUUCCCCUUGUUUGCACAACCCAUAUAUUUGUGGACUGGGACUCCGGGGAAGAAACGUUCUCAAUUCAAUCCUUAUAGUAGUUUAUUCCAUCCUGAUGAGAGGAUGUACGUGAUCACUUCAACCAUUUGUUGGGCCCUGAUGGUUGGCCUGAUUUACUACCUAACCAAGCUAAUAGGGCUUGUUGAAAUGCUCAAGAUCUACGGUGUUCCACUCAUGGUUUUUGUUAUGUGGUUCGACUUUGUUACUUACUUGCAUCACCAUGGCCAUGAGCAGAAGCUUCCUUGGUACCGCGGCAAGGAAUGGAGCUACUUAAGGGGAGGGCUUACGACAGUCGAUCGUGAUUACGGAAUGUUCAACAGUAUCCACCAUGACAUAGGAACUCAUGUUGUUCACCAUCUGUUUCCUCAGAUUCCCCAUUAUCACCUUGUAGAAGCGACGAAGGCAGCUAAGCCAGUGCUUGGAGAAUACUACCGGGAGCCAAGAAAAUCACCGGGGCCCAUUCCGUUUCACUUGUACAGUUACAUGGCAAGAAGCGUCCACGAGGACAACUAUGUGAGUGACACCGGAGAAGUUGUGUACUAUCAGAGUGAUCCUCAAUUAUUUGGUUCGUAUCAGAAAAAAAUGGAAUGACCCUUUAAUAGAGAAUAAGUGGUCCUUGCAAAAUGGUUUGUAUCAUCUGGCCCUAUUCUCUUUCAUUGUUCCCUAUGAAAUGGACAUUACUGUAGAUUUAUGUACUCUCUAUUGGAGAACAAGUGUCUCACCAAAAAGAUUGUAUUUGUGGUCUUCUUGUGAUAUCUUGAUGUUUAUGAUCGCUGAUUUGUA
Molecule: messenger RNA, 1583 nt
Organism: Rhododendron vialii
Lineage: Eukaryota; Viridiplantae; Streptophyta; Magnoliopsida; Ericales; Ericaceae
Product: omega-3 fatty acid desaturase, endoplasmic reticulum-like
Exons: 9
Coding region: 234-1391 (385 amino acids)
Biological process (GO): lipid metabolic process
Molecular function (GO): oxidoreductase activity, acting on paired donors, with oxidation of a pair of donors resulting in the reduction of molecular oxygen to two molecules of water
Source: RefSeq, a predicted model, not a curated record